UAAAGGACAAUGAGGAUGAAACAUGUAGUGUUCAAAUUCAAAAAGGAAAAAAACGUCAGCGCCAGCCAGAGACCUGGAAGUGUAACGUCCGAAAGCUAAACAAAUUAAAAGGAGAAGAACAUAAAACUUCAAAAGGAAAUGUCGUACUAAGGAAGACGAUCGUAUCGCCUAUAUGCAGAUGUAAAAUGGCUUGCUAUAAAAAGUUCACAAUCGACCAACAAACUGAUGUGUUAAAGACCUUCAAUGGUAUGGAUUCUAAAAAUGAACAGGACCUUCAUUUACAACGGCUUAUGGAAUGCUUUCAAAUAAAACGCAGAAGAGGACAAUUAGAGAAACGUAAGGCUAGUUUCAAAUUUUUUUGUCUUCGCAAUAAUGAUCGAGUUGCAGUAUGCCGACAAGCAUUUAUGAAUUUGCAUGUUAUCACCCAAAAACGUGUUUAUCGGAUCACAACCUUACUUGCUCAGGGGUUAACUCCAAAAGAUAAAAGAGGGUUGAAUGUUAAAUCUCAUUGUAUCUCUGGGGAUAUUUGCAAACAAAUCCACGAGCACAUUAGCUCUUUUCCCACCAAAAGCACCCAUUAUGGACAAAAUGAAAUAUCUUAUUUGGAUGCAAGACUUAAUGUAAAAAUUAUGUACCAGCUAUUUAAAUCACUUUAUCCAGAUUCAACUGUCAAGUACGAAUUUUACCUAAAGUAUUUCCACGAGAACUUUAACCUGCGAUUUGGUCGGCCACAAAUUGAUGUUUGUUCAUCCUGUGAAGAACUGGAAACCAAAUUAAAAAAUCCGCAUUUAUCUCAAACUGUAAAGCUAACUGUAGAAGGUGAACUUCAAGUUCAUAAAAGAAGAAGUAAAAAAUUUUAUAACGAGCUAAGAGCCACUCGGGAACUGUGCAAGUCCGAUGAAACAGUAUGCGGGCUUGUAUUUGACUUCAUGCAAAACUUGCCAUUGCCCCAUAUUCCCGUGCAAGAAAUUUUCUACAUGAGGCAAAUAUGGGUAUAUGCUUUUUGUGUUACAAAUUUAAAAGAUAACUCGACACGAAUGUAUGUAUAUUCCGAAGGGACAGCCAAAAAAGGCGCAAAUGAAGUGUGCAGCUUUCUUCUGGACUACAUAACAGAGUGUGUCCCAGAAACAGCAAAAACAUUGCUUUUGUUUUCCGAUUCCUGUCCGGGUCAGAAUAAAAACCAUACCCUAAUUCGUUUUUGCUUGGGUUUGGUUGAGUCAGGGAGAUUUGAAAAUAUUAUCCAGAGAUUCCCCAUAAGAGGUCAUUCAUUCCUAGACUGCGAUAGGACAUUCGGCUUGUUUAAACGAAGUAUAAAAAAAGCAGAUCGCAUUUAUCAUCCCAUGGAAUAUGUUGAGUUAAUGGCCAACGCAAAAUCAAACAUAACAGUAAAAGUAAUCCGUACAGAAGAUAUCAAGGACUUUAAUAAGUGGUGGCCAACAUUAUACAAAAAAACAGUGCUAUCAGCGGAAUCGUACGGCAGAAACGUUCCCCGUCAACAAAAGCAAAGUUUUACACCAGCCUCUUUCAUGGAGUUCAAAUAUCUCCAAAAUGGUAGUCUGCAGACAUCGGAGUUUAUCGGGGGCUUAAAAAAGCACACCUUUCAGUUAAAACAACCAGGAAUCAGACCGAAUCCUUCAAAGAUAUUUGAUGCUUUGGACAUUGCAUAUCCUGAAAAAAAAGUGCCAAUUAAUAAGCAUAAAGUUGAUGCUGUCAGAAAUUUGCUAAAAUAUAUUCCCGAAGAAAAUGAAGAUUGUAGGAAGUUUUAUGAAGAUUACCUUACUUGGCCUACUACUAUGGAAGAAAAUUAG
Molecule: messenger RNA, 1808 nt
Organism: Sitophilus oryzae (rice weevil)
Lineage: Eukaryota; Metazoa; Arthropoda; Insecta; Coleoptera; Curculionidae
Exons: 2
Coding region: 186-1808 (540 amino acids)
Source: RefSeq, a predicted model, not a curated record